AUGGGAGGUAAUGUUAAUGAUAUGUCGGAUUUCAUACAACUACCAACGAUUGAGUUACCAAAUUUCGAUGGAAAUCUUGUAGAAUGGUGUUCUUUUCGAGACACUUUCUUAUCAUUGGUACAUACUAAUCCAAAGAUCGGAAAGUUAAAACGAUUUCACUAUUUGUUAAUGUGUGUGUCUGGGUCAGCACGUACAAUUGUUAAGUCUAUACCCCUCUCAGAAGCCAACUAUGACAUAGCUUGGGGAGCCAUGAUCGAACGUUAUGACAAUCAACGUCUCCUUGCCACGGCUCAUUUAGAUAAGUUAUUUGCUUUUCGUCCGAUCACUACGGAGUCACUACCGUCGCUCUUAACGUUCGUCAACGUCUUUCAAGAAAACAUUGCAGCAAUCAAAGCGUUGGGGGUAACAGAUCUGGCGGGAUUCAUUUUGUUUUUUAUCGGUUCGCGGGUGCUUGACCCCGCCACGCGUCGCCUUUUUGUAAACAGUGUCACACAUGAUUCGAUUCCUACGUUUGACCUGUUAAUUAAGUUCGUACAACAACGGUGUAAGAUAUUAGAAUACACUCAAGGUCUAUUCAAGGUCGACACUCGCACUAACAAAACUAAGCCCACGUCUUGUGCUCGAUCGUUGUUGUCUACAGGAACAACCAGUAGUUCGCCGUCCGUGAAAUCAUCUCACAACGUAGGCUCGGCUUCCUCUGAGGGAACUAAAUAUUGUUCUUGUUGCCAAGGUGACCAUGCAAUUUACCGAUGCAAUACGUUCAAAAAAUGGUCAGCUGUUAAACGUCGUGACUAUGCAUUGAAAAACCGACUAUGCUUUUCAUGUUUGAGCGCUUCUCAUAUGGUAAACGCGUGCUCGUCUAAAUAUAAUUGUAAAGCUUGCGGUCAACGGUACAACACACUCCUACAUUUGAAUAAAGGAGAGGGCACUACUUCUCCAUCUACGUCGAAUCAGGUGACUACCGCUGACCCCUCUGACGGUACUGAGAAACGUACUCAUUUCGCAGGAGCUGCACGGGCAGAUAAUACGGUACUGUUGGGUACAGCCAUCGUACGCGUACGGAAUAAAGCCGGCAGUUAUGAUAAUGUACGUAUACUAGUUGAUAGUGGUUCGCAAAUUUCUGCUAUUACUACUGAGUGCGUCACUCGACUAGGCCUCGCCCGCCGCAAAUGCCGGACCGAAAUAUUAGGUUUGGGUCAAAGUCCCGUUAAGCAAGUGAGAGGGAGCGUCACGUGUUCCUUUUUACCACACCAUGCUUCCAGUCCAAUUUUCAAUUGUCCCGAGUUGAUAGUCCUCAAUCAAAUCACGUCAUAUUUGCCAUCAGCUCCGUUACCAUCAAGUGUGCGAACGUGUUACCAACAUUUAGCCUUAGCAGAUCCACAGUUCGAUCACCCUUCAAAAAUCGACAUGCUUAUUGGAGGUGACUUAUUCCCUCAUCUCAUUCAUACUGAGGGUGAAAUCAAGCAUACUCCAGGUUUCCCGUCAGCGAUAGACACGCAUCUUGGUUGGAUCUUGAUCGGAACCGUCUCCGCACAGGAUCGGCAGUCAUCGCCUUUGACAUCGUUAACAGCUAGUUCGAAUCCGUCCAUUGACACUCUGAUGCGUCGUUUUUGGUCCUUUGAAGAGCCAGUUUCUCCAAUUUCCCCUACGACUGAAGACGAAUGCUGCGAGCGAUGGUUUUUGCAAACAACGUCGAGGAAGUCGGACGGCCGCUUUUGUGUAGCUUUACCGUUCCGAGAUAGUUUUCGUGCCGAAAAUAAUGUACCUUCUCAUGGGUUAGGGGACACGAGGUCAUUAGCUUUAAAACGACUGUACAACUUGGAACAACGUCUAGGUAAGGAUACUAAACUAUACAACGCAUAUCGUUCCUUUAUGGACGACUACUUGUCCCUUGGGUAUAUGAGACUUGCGUCCAGACCGGGUAAAUACUUUAUUCCGCAUCACGCGGUAUUAAAACGUGAUGGGGAUGUGUCUAAGCUGCGUGUUGUCUUCGACGCUUCAGCUAAGUCGUCUUCAGGCUUAUUCCUUAAUGAUACAUUAUGUGUCGGUCCCAAAUUGCAGAGCGACAUAGGCGAAUUAUUACUUCAAUGCCGUCUAUAUAAAUUUAUAUUCAUUGCUGAUAUUGUUAAAAUGUAUCGCCAGAUUGAGGUGCGUGACGAAGAUUGUGUAUACCAUCACAUUUUGUGGCGAAGUUCACCUGACCAUGAUGUACAAGAAUAUGAAUUAUUAACGGUGACGUACGGUCUGAGUUCCGCUCCCUUUUUGGCCAUCCGGGUUCUGCAUGCUUUAGAUCAAUGCUCCGAGCCACAAUUUCCUGCGGCAAAGGGGAUUCUGACCCAUAACACUUAUGUCGACGACAUUGUAGUUGGGCGCAACACUGAAGACGAAUUGCUUCACGUUCAAAAUCACAUCAUUGGAUUACUACAGUCAGCUGGAUGCAGGUUAAAGAAGUGGUGUAGCAACAGUGCAAGCGUGUUAAGGUGUGUUUCUCUAGAAUAG
Myzus persicae (green peach aphid) is the source of this 2499-nucleotide messenger RNA. RefSeq lists its product as uncharacterized. Gene Ontology annotation, molecular function: aspartic-type endopeptidase activity. Gene Ontology annotation, biological process: proteolysis. The record is from RefSeq and is a predicted model, not a curated record. NCBI's taxonomy places the organism in Eukaryota, Metazoa, Arthropoda, Insecta, Hemiptera, Aphididae. The coding region runs from base 1 to 2499 and encodes 832 amino acids. The transcript has a single exon.